AUGUCGGGUUCAAUAACAACACAUGAUAUUGUUGAUUGGAUUUGUAUAAUAAUGAUUAUACUUGGUACUCUUGGAAAUAGUCUUGGUUUAAUUGUAUUUUCAUCACGAAAAUUUCGUCGUACAACAUAUGGUAAAUUAGCAAUAGCAUCAUUAAUAAUAAAUCUUUUAUGUGUAUUUCGUUAUUCACUUCUUCUUCAUUCAUCAACUCGUCGUUGGAUUCAACAUAAAGCAGGACAAUCAUGGUUUAAUUGUAAAUUAUAUCGAAUUUCAUCUUGUUUAAGAAUAUUAUCAGCAUUUGUAACUGUUGCAUGGACAUAUGAAAGAUUUACUUAUGUAACAACAAAUUUUCAUUUUUUUACAAAUAAUCAAUAUGUUAAAAAAUAUAAAUUCUAUUUUAUGUUUUUUUUAUCUUUAAUUAUUAUAACUGCUCUUACUGGACCAACGAUUUAUUUUUAUCAAUUAAAAUCAAUGUUAUUAAUUAUUCCACCAACAAUAUCUUAUGAAAAUACAACAUCAAUAACAACUUUCACAUUACCAAAUGUAACAAUAUUAUCUCGACAUACUCGUAAAAGUGACGAUUUGAUAACUAAUCAAUUACCAAAUAAUUCUUAUCUAACGAUAUGUUCAUUACAAGAUUCUAUAUCUCCAUUAUGGCGUAGUUUUUUAGAAGAAGUUCAAUUUGGUUUAAAUUAUACAACAUUUCGUUCAAUAUUUUCUGAAAUAAUUCCAUCAAUAUUAGUUAUUAUGUUUAAUAUUGGAAUAAUAAUUUGUGUAAUAGAAUCAACAUUAUCAUUUUCAUCACAUAGUUCAACAACAAAUAUUCGUCAAAAUACAACUGGUUCAUUUCGUAGUAAAGAAGGAGUUGAUGGUUUAAUAGUUCAUAAUCGUCCACGUACAUCAUGGAUGAAUAUUGUAUUAAUAAUUCAUUCAUGUCUUUUCUUUUUUUCAUCAUUAACAGCAACAAUUGUACAUUGGUCAACAUCAAAUAUGUUAUUAUCACAUUGGAUAAGUGUUGUUAUAUUAGCUAAUUGUUCAUUAAAUUUUUAUGUUUAUUGUUUAAGUGGAAAAUCUUUUCGAAAUGAAAUACGUAAAUUAUUUUAUUAUUAUUAUCAAUUAUGUUGUUUUAUGAAAUUUAUGAAUUUAUUUCGAACAAAAUCUCAACGUGAACAAUAUAAACAAUGUUAUCAACCAGAUCAUCAAAAUUUAUCUCUUAUCAAAUAUUCUUGUCUUAAUGAACUUUUUAUUGUCAAUGCUCAUGAUGAUUAUAUAGAACAAUUUCUAAUUCAUAACAAAACAUAUUUACAAAACAAUACUGUUCUUCAUAUUAAAUAUGAAUCUUUGGAACGAGUAACACAUAAUUUCACAAGAGAUAUUACACGAAUAAAUUGUGCCAAAAUAAUUAAAUUAAGAUUACGUGGUGAAGCAAAAUGUUAUAUUGGUGCAUAUUUAAUCAUUGUUGGUGUUGAUGUAACUGGUUCUCAUAUAGCUGCAAUUGAACCUUACGGUACAGCCUCUUACAUGCCCUAUCUUACUUCUGGUUCUGGUGGAUAUACAUCAUUAUCUGUUAUUGAAGAUCGUUUUAAACAAGAUAUGAAUGAAGAUGAAGCAAAGCAAUUAGUACGUGAUGCUCUUUAUGCUUCCAUAACUACUGAUUUAUAUUCAGGUAGUAAAAUCAAUAUGUAUGUAUUAACUAAAGAAAAGUUAGAUAAAUUUUUACCAUAUGAAACUAUUGCUGUUCGUGGUGAUAGACAAACUGAUUCUAUACUGGAAAAAGGAGUUGAAGUAUUAUCAACAAGUGUCAAAAAAAUUGAAUUUGAUAUUGUUAAUGAAAAAGUAAAAGAAAAUGAUGAAACUAUGGAACUUGCAUAA
Adineta steineri is the source of this 1869-nucleotide messenger RNA. The record is from the annotation of a GenBank genome assembly. NCBI's taxonomy places the organism in Eukaryota, Metazoa, Rotifera, Eurotatoria, Adinetida, Adinetidae.